Molecule: messenger RNA, 754 nt
Organism: Syzygium oleosum
Lineage: Eukaryota; Viridiplantae; Streptophyta; Magnoliopsida; Myrtales; Myrtaceae
Product: non-specific lipid transfer protein GPI-anchored 5-like
Exons: 3
Coding region: 77-601 (174 amino acids)
Biological process (GO): lipid transport
Molecular function (GO): lipid binding
Source: RefSeq, a predicted model, not a curated record
ACACAUUGCCCAACACCAUCAACUCAAACCCAAAUCCUAGUCUCUAGCAGAAACCCUGCAAUAUCGUUGAGAUCAUAUGGCACUGAAGAACAUGAAGAUCAUGGGCCUAGCGCUCCUCGCCGUCCUUGCGGCGUCGCUCGCCCCGUCGGGCUCGGCGCAGUCGACAUCGGGCUGCACGACGGUGCUCAUGACACUGACCCCGUGCCUGAACUACGUCACCGGGAACUCCUCCGCCCCCUCCUCCACCUGCUGCUCGACGCUCGGCUCCAUCGUCCAGUCGCAGCCGCAGUGCCUCUGCCAGCUCCUGAACGGCAGCGCGGCGUUUCUCGGCUACAACAUCAACCAGACGCUCGCCCUCGCGCUCCCUGGCGCGUGCAACGUGAAGACCCCAUCGGCGAGCCUGUGCAACGCACUGUCUCCAUCGAGUGCUCCAACAACAAGUCCUACUGCAGACGACAACACACCUUCUACCCCAACAUCAUCAUCAACCCCAGCUGUUCCUUCUGGGUCAAAGACAACACCUACCACAAGUGGAAGCAGUGGCAUUGGAGUGUCCCUUGGCUCUCUGCUCUUUGCCCUCAUCUUGGCUUCAUUUGGAUAAAAUCUCUUCAAAUUCUAGGAUUAGAAAUCUUAUUUAACACGAGCGUUCGGUUUGCAUUUGUCAUUUUCACCCUAUGGAAUGAGAGUUUUGGGUUCCAUAUGUAUUAUGAAUUUGGUGCCGCGGACCAAGAAUAAAUUAGAUUCUGGCGUGUAA